Molecule: messenger RNA, 1665 nt
Organism: Solanum stenotomum
Lineage: Eukaryota; Viridiplantae; Streptophyta; Magnoliopsida; Solanales; Solanaceae
Product: terpene synthase 16
Exons: 7
Coding region: 1-1665 (554 amino acids)
Biological process (GO): diterpenoid biosynthetic process
Molecular function (GO): terpene synthase activity; magnesium ion binding
Source: RefSeq, a predicted model, not a curated record
AUGGAGUUGUGCACACAAACCAUUCCAACGGAUCAUGAGGUUAAAAUUACACGUCGCGUUGGUAGUCAUCAUCCUACUGUCUGGGGAGACCAUUUUUUUGCCUAUGCUAAUCUCCCGGGAGCCAAUGAGGGGGAAGAGAAGCAACAUGAAGACCUAAAAGAAGAAGUGAGAAAGAUGCUAGUGAUGGCUCCUUCAAAUUCUUUGGAAAAACUUGAACUCGUCAACACAAUCCAAUGUCUUGGUGUAGCUUAUCAUUUUGAACGUGAGAUUGAGGAAGCAUUGAGUUACAUGUGCACUCAUUAUGAAGAAUAUUUGAUUGGUGACCUUCAUGCUAUUGCUCUAUGCUUCCGAUUACUUAGGCAACAAGGUUAUUAUGUCUCAUGUGAUGCUUAUAAGAAGUUCAUUGACGAUCAAGGAAAUUUCAAGAAAGAAUUGGUUAACGACGUGCAUGGAAUGUUGAGCUUGUAUGAGGCAGCACAAUUCAGAGUACACGGCGAAGAAAUUCUAGAUGAAGCACUAAAUUUCACCAACACUCAAUUAAAACUAAUUUUGCCUAAAUUGAGUAAUUUCCCACUUGCACAACAAGUCGCUAACGCACUCAAGUUUCCAAUUAGAGAUGGUGUUGUGAGGGUAGAAGCAAGGAAAUACAUAUCAUUUUACCAACAAAAUCAAAAUCACAAUCAAGUCUUACUAAACUUUGCCAAAUUAGACUUCAAUAUCUUGCAAAGAUUGCAUAAAAAAGAGCUAUCUGAUAUCUCAAGGUGGUGGAAAGAAUUGAAAAUAGUGAAGACAUUUCCUUAUGUAAGAGACAGAUUGACAGAGGCUUACUUCUGGAGUUUAGGCAUCAACUUUGAACCUCAGUAUAGCAUUGUGAGGAAAAUAUUAACAAAAAACAUAUACAUGCUUACUCUUAUUGAUGACACAUACGAUAUUUAUGGGACACUAGAUGAACUUAUUCUAUUCACAGAGGCAAUUGAAAGGUGGAAUAUUGAUGCUUCCGAACAUUUACCAUCAUAUAUGAAGAUUAUUUACUGUGGUCUUCUAGAUGUUUACGAUGAAAUUGAGAAAGAGUUGGCAGAUGAAAACAAGUCAUUUCUAGUCAACUAUUCCAUAAUAGAGAUGAAAAAGGUGGUGAGGGCUUACUUUCAAGAGGCAAAAUGGUAUUAUGGUAAGACAGUACCAAAAAUGGAACAAUACAUGAAGAAUGGAAUUUCAACAAGUGCUUACGCACAAUUAGUAGCUACUUCAUGGUUAAGCAUGAGAAAUGUAGCAACUAAAGAUGCAUUUGAUUGGAUAGCAAAUGAACCUCCAAUACUUGUUGCUUCUUCUCUCAUUGGAAGAUUAAUCAAUGAUCUUGCAUCACAUGAGGAAGAACAAAAACGAGGAGAUGCACCUUCUAGUGUUGAAUGCUAUAUGAAUGAAUAUGGUGUUACAAAGGAGGAAGCACACAUAAAAAUAAGAGAUAUAAUAGAAAAUUGUUGGAAGGAUUUAAAUGAAGAACACUUCAAAGUGAAUGGGGCUAUUAUACCAAGGGUUUUGCUCAUGUGUAUAACUAAUAUGAGGAGAGCAGUUGACUUCUUAUAUAAAGAUGAAGAUGCUUAUACUUUUUCCAAAAAUAACUUGAAAGAUGUCAUUUAUAGGAUACUUAUUGAUCCUAUUAUAUAG